Molecule: messenger RNA, 5615 nt
Organism: Myripristis murdjan (pinecone soldierfish)
Lineage: Eukaryota; Metazoa; Chordata; Actinopteri; Holocentriformes; Holocentridae
Gene: fam83hb
Product: family with sequence similarity 83 member Hb
Biological process (GO): signal transduction; positive regulation of cell migration; protein localization to cytoskeleton
Cellular component (GO): keratin filament
Molecular function (GO): keratin filament binding; protein kinase binding
Source: RefSeq, a predicted model, not a curated record
CGCUGCUCUGUGAAGGCGGCAGGCCUGGAGGUACAAGCCGCGCAGGGAAGCGCUCGGAACGGGCCUUACAGGGGGGCGACACGGCUUUUGGGUGGAGUUCUGCCGGACCAAAGGAAUGUGACACUCCGACAGGGAAGGAGACGCACAGCCGGGGAAUAUCGGCGGUGACAGCGGAGAGAGAGAGAAAGAGAAAGAGAUACCUAUCGGCAGACCUAGACAAGGAAACCUGCAAGUUUCUGCAAAGCAGUUCCAACCCUUCCCCCCUUACCUUUCUUCACCCGAGCCCUAACCUUUGAUCCCAACCUUCUCCAAUCAUGGCACACCGGUCUCAAGUUCAUCGUGGUGAUAACCCCCUGGACCCCAACUACCUGUCUCCACACUACCGUGAGGAGUACCCGCCUAGCUAUUGACGCUUGAUAGAGGAAGACUUACAGGGCUACUAUGAGUUCCUACAGCGUGCUGAAGUGGUUGAUUUCCUGGCACGGCCUGAAAUUGAACAUAUCAAGGCCACAAUCCAAGGACCCAACCUGACCUCCAACAUGCCAGAGCUGACUUACCAUGACAGAGGUUGUGAGGCUGAGGGAUCUUCGGACACUUACUGGCCGGUGCACUCAGACCUGGCUGCCCCAGGACUGGACCUGGGCUGGCCGAUGCAGCAGCACAGCUUCAUAGGGCCUACAGAGGUCACCACCCUGGUUAACCCCUCCGACCCAGAUAUGCCAAGCAUCAAGGAGCAGGCCAGGAGACUCAUCAAGAACGCACACCAAGUUAUUGCUGUGGUGAUGGACAUGUUCACAGAUGUUGAUAUUUUUUCUGACCUGCUGGAUGCCACAGCUCGUCACAUUCCUGUCUACAUUCUACUGGAUGAGCAAUGCCAUCACUUUGUUGCUAUGGUCACCAGCUGCAGAGUCAACUUGGACAUGAUUCAUAUGAUGCGUGUGCGGACUGUAGCAGGGAUAACAUAUUUUUGCCGGUCGGGGAAGUCCUUCAAGGGGCAAGUGAAAGACCGCUUCUUAUUGGCUGACUGUAGGGCUGUACUCAGUGGGAACUAUAGUUUCAUGUGGUCCUUUGAGAAGAUCCACCGCUGCAUCGCCCACCUCUUCCUGGGGGAACUUGUCACCACCUUUGAUGAAGAGUUUCGGAUUCUCUAUGCUCAGUCACAGCCUCUAGUUAUUGACCAAUCCAUUGUGCCACUUCCCAAUUCUGAGACAAGCAGCACCAGCAGUUACUUCAGCAGCCAGUUUGGUUUGAAGAGAAGCCAAUCACUGCGGAAUCCCAGGGGUUUCCUCCGGCAGCCUGAGAUUCCUUCUGCCUUCCCCUAUGGAGACUCAGAUCGGAACCCUGCACUUCCCUUCCGGAGGAACGACCUGUUUCGUCACACAAUUGAACCUGGGGCUGGAAUUACAAUUGGAAAGUAUUCACAGCAGCAGUUCCGUCUGCAGCAGUCAUUCAUGGAGCAGGGAAGGUCUAUUGUGUCCAGACAAAUGGAGAUGAGUGCCAGUGCCCUUCAACGGCACAGCUAUGCAGAGGGAACUCAAGAGAGCUACACUUCCGCCAGGCACUACAUGAAGCACAGAGUCAUGAGUAAUCUGGAGGAAACAGACCUCCACAGAGAGCGGACGCAAGGUCAUUUCUAUCAUGAAGGGCCUGGGCCUGGUUCUGGCCAUGGACACUACGAUGCACUUCGACGCCCUGGUUCCCACCUUGCGCUAGACCAGUAUUCAGACUCAAGCUUCCGAUCAGACCCGGAGCCCCCUGCUGCUGAAAGCUUUAGUCGAAACUUCCUUUCAUCUGAUGACCUGAGAGGACCUGAUGGGCUCCAGGGACCUCCAGUAGCAGGGAGAUAUGGUGGUGGUUCCACCAAUAAGAGACCAACUUUAGGCCAGUCCUAUGCCUGUCAGAGCUCCCCCACACAGCCCCACCCUCAUGAGAAGCAACAGUUUCCCAAGCAAUCUGAUCAAGAGCGGGAUCAAGACUCAAGUGUUAGGCAAGGCCUGAGAAGUUGGAGGAUCAGCUCCUAUCUCAGCGCUUAUGAGGAUGGUGGAGAGGAAGGCCUGCCCCAACCUAUGGGGCCUGAUGCAUUUGAAGAACCACCACCAUCUCAGCAGCCAACUACCGCUGAACUUUCAGUACCGCGUUUUGGGACAAAGGACCAACCAAGUGUUACUUCAAAGCUCAGACAAGACAUUCUUAGACCACGCUUUGGAAAGCCGAUCAUACCUGAGGAUAAUGAUAAAGACUCUGGUCUGAAAUCAACCAGGGAUCUGAUUCUAUCAGGAGGUAGCUACAAGCCACGGGUACCUGAGAAGGAAGAGAAAGAGGAGGAGAGAGAGAGAGAAUGGGAGAGGAGUGGAGCAAGGGAGGUGGGUGUGGAUGUGGAGGUGAAAGAAGCUCCAGAUGUCAUGCUGUCCAAGCAUGAGUCUUUCCGCACACGAAUUAACCCGCUCCUUCAAAGGAGCUCUCGUCUACGCUCCUCUCUUAUAUUCUCAUCGUCUAAGGCUGAAAUACACAGUGGUAGUCUUGGUCUGAAAACAGCUACAGAGGAAGAUGAGGGGCUUGACACAAUCCGCACCUCCUCGAUUGUGGCCCAGAUCCUAGAGAAGAGGAGGUCAACAUCUCGGGAGCCUUUUGAAUGGAGGAAGAAAGCUGAGGAAAAGCAGACGGAGAUGGUGAAAGAGCCAGAGAAAGAGAAACAGUUGAAAGUUGAGUCUCAAGCAAAAGAGGAACUUCAAAAAACUGAAACAGAGGAAAAAGCUCUACCACCUCAAGAGACCCCUCAAGUCAACACAGAAUCCCGCAAACCCCAGGAAACACCAACUCUGAACAUGAACGAUCCGGCCAGUCGACUCCAGUAUUUCAAGGAGCUGGCUGCCAAGAGGAAAUCCUCAAAGAUGGGAACAGAGUCAUCGUUAAAAGCCGCAGAGCCUGCUGAAAAAAAGCCAGAUCUCUCUGAUAAGUCUCCUCCAGUUACAACAGUUCCCAAUAUUCCAUCUGUCUCUGUCACCCCAGCAGACCCUGAACCAAAGAAGCCAGACCUCUCAUCAAAAGUGGCAGAGCUCACUCCUAAACCUUCCCUUAGUGCCUCAAAGCCACCUGUGAUCUCUGCCAAGCCAUCGGUAACCCAUCUGAAGCAUUUAGAGGACAACUUCAACUCAUAAAGAGGAGAAUGUUCCAGAGAAAAAGAUCUAUUCAAGUCCCUAAAACCCCUUCCUUCACCCAAAAUCUUCAAAAGGGAUCCCCUGAAACUGAAAGGAUUGAAUCCUCGUCGUGUGUCCUGUGGUGAGGAGAUUCUGACAGCAGAUGCUACAGAUGCAGAGAAGAGUGAGCUUAAAAAGAGCCGCUCUCAUAGCUCUUCAACUAUGACACGUGCUGAAUCAAAGGAUGGACUUCAAAAGAUCAUGGGCUCUAAUACGUCGAUCAACACACUAUCAGGUGAGGGGAAGGGUGAGGGAAAGCCACUUGAUUUCCUGAAGAAGCAAACUCAGAGGCCUAAAAGGGUUCCUGGGACCCAAGAUAAGGAAAAGAAAUCUGCAGCAGGAUCAGAUGAUAGGGACUAUGAGCACUGUAAGAGGAAGACUGAAACUCUGGCCACAAAGCCAAGUUCAUCCUCUAAAGACACGGGGUCCGCCACCUCUGACCAAAGCACAGCCAAUCACAAAACGGCAACAGACGCAGGCUCGUCCCGGUACCAGACCUCCAGCAGCUAUGUUCUGUUCAGCAGCAACCUGCGAGAUGAUACCAAAGUCAUUCUGGAGCAGAUCUCAGCCAACAGCCAGAAGAACCGACAGGAACGAGAGGAAGCAGGAGGGGACAAAGACAGUGAUGGGGGGGAGAAAGGGGGAGAGAGACAAAACUCCCUGAGAAGGAACCGAUUCCUGCGACCACAGGGACUAGUCAGGAUGCGAGAAGGUUUGCUGAAGAGGAUAGAGAGCCUGAGGAAGGAGAAGAAGGUCUACAGUCGCUUCGAGAUGGGGAAUAGCCUGGAUAACAGAAGAUGGAGGAGAGACCUUUUGUAAGGAGACUAUGCAAAAUGAUCAAAAAGACUCAUUGUUCAUAUGUGCCAAUGACACGAUGAAAGUACCUCUACAGGUUCUACACUGUAGCCUUGCUGGAUUUUCACACAAAGCAAUAAAACUUGAAAAAACAAACUAUAAAAAAUCUGAAAACAUUGAUGUUUUGGAGUUUGGAAUGCACCUGCGUGCCAAGACCGGGUACUUCUUUUGCCUUAUAUGGUGACUGAGAGAAAGAAGAGUGGAAUUACCUCCAUGUGGUGGAUGGAAUAAAGUUCUUCAACAAACAUCAUGGUAGGGCAACUUUUACCUCCACGGUAUGACUGGGUUGUAUUGUAUGCAUGUGAGCAACUAGUUAGAGGGAGUAACAGAAUGUGAGUGCAUGCCUCUUUGGCAGUUAGAAAGAAAUAAUUCAUGCCAGUCAACCAACAAGCCUGUAUAUACUGUAACUGCACAUGCCUAGUAUCAGUGCUGUGGUGUUAACAAAUGUCCUGUGUAUUUAUGACUUUGUGUGGAAAUGGUCAUGUUUAAAGUAGGUCUCUGUGGAAUUACGCUGUGCCACAGCCCGCCAAGGUCCUCAAUAAAACCCAGCACUAUUAUUAACCCAGGUACUCCAAAACCAAAUAUAGCAAGACAAGGAUAUGAAGUAGGAAAGAGGAACAGAGAUGGAGAAAAUUAUGAAGGGAGAAAAUGAUGAGCAAGUCUGUGAGAUUAUGGAGGGUGUGGAGCGAGACAAACCAGAAUGCAGUGAUAGAAAACUUUGUGCUAUAUUCACUACAAGUCUUACUUUUGAGAUAACAGCAAUAAUGUUCCCAUAGAAAGCUGAGCCUGUGGUGAACUUUAGCCUCUCAAGAAGUGGUAUGUGGUAUCUUUCUAUUAAGGUGUGGCCCUGCUUCUCGGGGAAUGAAUAUGUGAAACAACCCACUCAAAGAAGGACUAAGCCUGCUAGGGCACAGGAACAAAAACAAACAAAAAUAGAUUACUAUCACUAGUAGUCUCUAAGCAAUGUAAAGGAAAAUGUAAAACAUCUCCUCAUGAAUGACUUCAGCAUAUGGACAACUUCUGUAUGGCUGAAAAAUGUGCCCCUUAUCCCUGUCUCCUUCCUGACCUGUGUCAGAUUAGUCAUCACCUCCGUAGGAAAAGAGAAAGGAUAGCAACAUUUCAGUGCUGGAGGAGGGCCAUGCUUCAUAACAUGAGUGCUUAACUUGUGAAACCUACGCCCCUUUACAGCUUUGAUAACCUGUUUUUCAGUCUGUAAACACUCCACCAAAGGACUUGGCUUCUUGGUACACAGUUCCAAACCCUGAACACUAGCCCGGCAUCAAACCAUUUAGUGUUUUGUUUCUAGUGUUGUAUAAUAAAAAAUAAAUAAAUAAAUAAAAUACAAACUGGAGGCUCUAAAGCUGUAUUGGACCAGUUAAGACUAUAUUGUAUUCUGCUAGACAUGCUUCUGUAAAUACUUUGAUAAUAAAAGGGGUGGUUAAUAUUUUAAAUAACAGAUUAUGAUCACCUUCCCUGUGAUCUCAAAGUGCCUUGUAGUGUCAUUAUUCAAUUAAUGUGUGAAUAUGUGGUUUUGACAAAAAAAUUAAUUGGCAUUAAGGGUAA